Emys orbicularis (European pond turtle) is the source of this 1827-nucleotide messenger RNA. RefSeq names its product unc-93 homolog B1, TLR signaling regulator (gene UNC93B1). Lineage: Eukaryota; Metazoa; Chordata; Testudines; Emydidae. Gene Ontology annotation, biological process: toll-like receptor signaling pathway; toll-like receptor 9 signaling pathway; intracellular protein transport. Gene Ontology annotation, molecular function: Toll-like receptor binding. The record is from RefSeq and is a predicted model, not a curated record. The coding region runs from base 1 to 1827 and encodes 608 amino acids. Gene Ontology annotation, cellular component: lysosome; endosome. The transcript has 12 exons.
AUGGAGUCAGGCAGCAAUGUCAACGCAGCGAUGGAGAAGGACCCCGAUCGCUACCAGGAGGCCAUGGGCAAUGGGGUGGCAGCUGAUGGACUGGUGGCGGGAGCUGGUGACGUGCCUAUUCUGGAUGUGGGGGAGGCGCAGCUGGAUGACUUUGUGGGUGCCAACCCCGACUAUAACGAGGAGGAGGAGGAGCGCAAGUACUUCCGCCGCAAGCGCCUCGCCGUCAUCAAAAACGUGCUGGCCGCCAGCCUGGGCGGGAUGCUGACCUAUGGAGUCUACCUGGGCCUGCUGCAGAUGCAGCUGAUCCUGCACUACGAUGAGACGUACCGGGAGGUGAAAUACAGCAACAUGGGGCUGCAGGACAUCGACAGCAAGAUGCUGAUGGGCAUCAACGUCACCCCCAUCGUGGCUCUGCUCUACACGCCCGUCCUCAUCAGGUUCUUCGGCACCAAGUGGACCAUGUUUCUGGCCGUGGGGAUCUACGCCCUCUUCGUCUCCACCAACUACUGGGAGCGCUACUACACGCUGGUGCCCUCGGCCGUGGCCAUCGGUGUGGCCAUUGUACCCCUCUGGGCCUCCCUGGGCAACUACGUCACCCGGAUGGCACAGAAGUACUACGAAUAUGUGAACUACAAGGAGGAGCAUGUGCUGGAGCAGCAGCGUGCCCCACGUGGUGCCUACAACACCUACAUCAUCACCUUCCAGAGCCUCUUCUAUGGCUGCUUCCACCUGAGCUUCGUCUGCGCCCAGAUGCCCAUGCUUUUCUUCCUGAAUUCGUACCUGUAUGACCUGAACCACACACUCUGCAAUGUGAAGAACUGCGGCACGCUGAGCAAAGGCAUGCUCCCCGGCUUCAACGCCACCGUGCUGCAGAGCCUGCCGCGCAGCAUCAACCUCAUCAUCGUCGAGAGCGUGCUCAUGGGCGCAGCCUUCCUCUCCAUGCUCAUGGUGCUGAUCCUGUGUGGCUCAGCCUAUCGCCCCACGGAGGAAAUCGACCUGCGCAGCAUCGGCUGGGGCAACAUCUUCCAGCAGCCCUUCAAGCACAUGCGGGACUAUCGCCUGCGCCACCUCUUCCCCUUCUUCAUCUACAGCGGCUUCGAGGUGCUCUUCGUCUGCACCGGCUUCUCCCUGAAUUACGCUGUCUGUGCCAUUGGCCUGGAGAAGCUGGCCUACAUCAUCAUGGCCUACGGCUUCUCAGCUGCGGCCUGCUCCAGCCUGACGCUGUCCAUGCUGCGCCUGCCCCGCCAGGCCCCACUGUUGGCCGGAGCUGCCGUCCAUGCCAUCCUGCUCAUCGGCCUGUUCUGCUGGGCGCCCAAGCCACGUGGCCCAGACCAAGCCCCCCUGCUCUACCUGGUGGCUGUGCUCUGGGGGCUGGGCAGCGCCCUGAACAAGACCAGCCUCAGCACGCUCCUGGGAAUGCUGUACCAAGACAAGGAGCGCCAGGACUUCGUCUUCACCAUCUACCACUGGUGGCAGGCGCUGGCCAUCUUUGUGGUGUACCUGUGGUCGGGGCUGCCCAUGAAGGCCAAGCUGUCCAUCAUGCUGCUGACCCUGGUGGCCUCGGUGCUCUCCUAUCUGUGGAUGGAGCACAAGCUGGCACGGCACGUGCUCUACCGCGUGCCCAAGAUCCCCAAGCCGCGGCACAAGGUGCGGGGCUACCGCUACCUGGAGGCCGAGAACUCGGACGAAACGGGCUCGGAGGGGGAGUCUGAGCAGGACAGCGACGGGUCCCGGGAGGAGCGGGCAGGGCCCGGCGGGCAGCGGCGCCAGCAGAAGUGUGCUUACGAGCAGGCACUGGGGGAGGAGGAUGGAGAGAACGUGGGCUAG